CGUCUUCAGCCUCAGAGCGCGAACGCCUUCAGACGCACGAGCACUAACCGAGAACGAGGACUUUAACUGUUCGUUUGAUACACCACUCGUCAGCACACAGAGAAGCGAAGAUGUUUGCUUGGGCUGUUAUCGUCAUCCUUAUUGGGCACUUUAAUGUGGCUUUCUCCAGCUGCCCAGCAUGUUCAUGCCCACAGGAGCUUCCCAAAUGCGCUCCUGGAGUCAGUCUGGUCUCGGAUGGCUGUGGCUGUUGUAAAGUCUGUGCCAGACAACUGAACGAAGACUGCAGCAAGACCGAGCCAUGCGACCACACCAAGGGUCUCGAGUGCAACUUCGGGGCCAGCCACGGGGCCACCAGAGGCAUCUGCCGAGCCAAAUCUGAGGGAAGACCGUGCGAGUACAACAGCAGGAUCUACCAGAACGGAGAGAGCUUCCAGCCUAACUGCAAACACCAGUGCACUUGCAUUGACGGGGCGGUGGGAUGCAUCCCGCUUUGCCCGCAAGAGCUUUCCCUUCCCACGUUGGGAUGCGCCAAUCCCAGGCUGGUCAAAGUGCCGGGGCAAUGCUGCGAGGAGUGGGUCUGCGACGACGGGAAGCAUCGGGAGUCCACCGACAAGUUUGGCAACGAUCCAGUGGUUGACGACUCCGAGAGUGACCUCACCAACAAGAACGAGCUCAUCUCCAACGUGAAGCCUGGACUCAAAUCUCUAGCUGCAUUCCGAUCUCAGCUGGAAUCCCAGAAGUGCAUAGUUCAGACCACACCCUGGUCCCAAUGCUCCAAGACCUGCGGCACGGGAGUGUCCACCAGAAUAACCAACGACAACGGCGACUGCAAACUGGUGAAGGAAACCCGGAUCUGCGAAGUCCGUCCAUGCAGCCAAUCACCAUACACCAGCCUCAAGAAGGGCAAGAAAUGCAACCGGACCAAGAAGUCGAUGCAGCCGGUGAAGUUCUCUUACGCCGGAUGCUCCAGCCUGAAGAAGUAUCGGCCCAGAUACUGUGGCUCGUGUGUGGACGGCCGGUGUUGUAGCCCACAGCAAACCCGAACCAUCCGAGUCAAGUUUCGCUGCGACGACGGCGAGACCUUCAACAAGAACGUCAUGAUGAUCGAGUCCUGCAAGUGCACCUAUAACUGCGCCCAAGGCAACGACGCGUCCUACCCCUUCUACAGACUCUUCAACGACAUCCACAAGUUCAGAGACUGAGCGGGCCAGGAACCCGAAAUGGGGGGGGGGGGACUUGUCCGCCGGCCAAUCGACUCCUGAUGUAACGAGAUUCCCACGGAAUUACGGAUUUACAUUACGGGGACUUUGAAGUGCACUGUUUGCUGAGGCCUGUCGCACUGCAAAAAACACUUUUCGUACUCCGUAUUUUGGCCUCGUUUCCAGUCCACAUAUCAAACGUUUCUUAAAUCAAGAUGCAUUUACUAAAGCAAUAAAACGACAUUAGAUGUUAAGUCUUGUUUUAUGGGAAAUACAAAUUAACGGUUCGAAUUUGAAUCUGUUGACACUUCAUUGAUUACUUCCCCAGAAAACAGGACCUAACAUCUUGUGUCAUUUUACUCAUCUAGAAAAUGCAUCCUGCAUUGAAGAAUUUUUUGAUAUUUGGCCUGGAAACGAGACAAAAACACAGCGUUUUUUGCAGUGCGGCGUUUUUGGAAAAGACUCGCUUCACACUGGAGCGCUACGUUUUAUAGCUUCGUUACGGAGCAACCUGUAAAAGAUGUAAAUAUUACAAUUCCUGAUGUAUAUCUUGAUGUCUAAAUAACAAAACAUGAACCAAAACUGUAGACUGUGUGUGUGCGUGUGUGUGUGUAUUGCCAAUUGUAGAUAUGCACAUGCUUAAACGUACAACUGGUAGACUAUGAACCUGGCGAAGGUUGAGUUUGUCCGCAGUAACGCUCCCUCCUGACGUGGGCGAACGCAUCCUCAGUGUUUGGCAGCUAAUGGAAUCCAACUCCACGACACGAUCAAAUAAGGUUGAAUGAAUGUUUUAUUGUUGUUAUUAAUAUUAUUUAUCACAAAUGUAGCUCUUUUAUUUGAACAUUGUCAUACUGGAAUAAAGUGUAAAAUGAUCUAAUUUUAUAUGUUACAAAUAAAAGAUUUAUUUAUGAACUGAA
Molecule: messenger RNA, 2116 nt
Organism: Pimephales promelas (fathead minnow)
Lineage: Eukaryota; Metazoa; Chordata; Actinopteri; Cypriniformes; Leuciscidae
Gene: ccn1
Product: cellular communication network factor 1
Biological process (GO): positive regulation of cell differentiation; signal transduction; cell adhesion
Cellular component (GO): extracellular region
Molecular function (GO): integrin binding; heparin binding
Source: RefSeq, a predicted model, not a curated record